Molecule: messenger RNA, 2283 nt
Organism: Mercenaria mercenaria
Lineage: Eukaryota; Metazoa; Mollusca; Bivalvia; Venerida; Veneridae
Exons: 2
Coding region: 451-2130 (559 amino acids)
Biological process (GO): positive regulation of DNA-templated transcription
Cellular component (GO): chromatin; nucleoplasm
Molecular function (GO): zinc ion binding; ubiquitin-protein transferase activity
Source: RefSeq, a predicted model, not a curated record
UAUUGCUGAAAAUUAUGGUAUUAAGUAGCUUACAUAUUGUUUAUAUGAUAUAAGUUUAAUAUCAUCACAGUUAUGGUAUAUUGUUUAAUAUCAUUCUACAGUUUAUUUAUUCUUGGAAAAUAAAAAUAAAAACAGGCAAAAUUUGGUAUUUAUUCUUGGAUAAUAAAAAUAAAAACAGGCAAAAGUUGGUAUUUAUAUUCAAGUUGAUUUUCGUGCAUGUUAAGGACACACAAGAAAUUAUUUAGUCGGUUAUAAAAUAGUUCUCUUCGUGCCAACUAUUAUUCUAAUAAGUCGAAUACUCCAGAGCUAUAUAUCUAACGCUAAAUAUAGCUAACCGAUAUCGGAUUACGUUUGAGAAAUAGAUAACAUUUAUGUAGGUUAUAUGCAUGGAAGAGAUAGUGAAAGUAGGACUAAAUAUUUUCGCAAAAUUGUAGUGUGUAUAAAGCAAAAAUGGCGUCCAUACAAGGUAAUGACUUUGAAAGACAAUCAGAUGAAACUUUUCAAUUGUUAUGUUCACCUUGUAAACGUAAGGAGAGGAAUAAAGAAGCGGACAAAUAUUGCACGGACUGUAACGACUAUUAUUGUUCAGAUUGUGUUAAAUUUCAUGAAGAUAUUCCCGCCUUAUCUCAACACAAGAUCCUGGACAAAGGUCAAGCUAGAGAAGGGACUAGCAAGGGUUUGCCUAUUGCUCCGACAGAACGAUGUGAGAGACACAGAUUUAAACCUGUUGACAUGUAUUGUCAAAAUCACGAUGAUGUUGGGUGCUACACCUGUAUGGCAGUAGAUCACAGGUCGUGUCAGGAUGUAUUCUAUAUUCCGGAGUAUGUAAGAGACAACGAUACAACAACUGAUUCUGCGGACGUUCAGAAAGAGAUGCAAGGGGUUGCUGAUGAACUUAAACGUCAAUUAGACAAAUACCAACGGGAAGUUAAACGCCUUUUCAAAAGAAAAGAAGAAGAGGUUGAAAAAAUAAAAGCAUUUCGGAUACAGAUAGAUCGUAGACUUGAUGUUGUAGAAAAGGAAAGUAUUGAUGAAAUAGAGAAGAAAUAUCAAGCCUUUAUCCAGAAGAUUGAAGCUGACAGUUGCCAGUUGAAAACAUCGCAACAAGACGUCAGCUCAUCGCACGAUAGCAUUACUUCAGGUGGUUCUAACACGUCACAACAGUUUGUGAGUAAGAAAAGAGGAAAGACGGUCACCGAACAAGCUAAGAAAUCUAUAGCAGACAAGACGACAGACUUUAUAAAGCGCGACAUAGCUUUUGAAUGUAAUCAGAAGUUGCAGUCCUUGCUAGAGGAGUUAAACUGUUUUGGCGAAAUCCUUCAAAAACACGUUUUGUAUAAACUUGAAGGUAAGAAAUUGUACAAUAUGAAACAUGUGUCAGACACGCUUAUUUGUGGUAGACUUGGCACCUGUAUACUGCCUGAUGGAACUGUGAUAAUUGCAGAUUGUAGUAACAAAACUCUUAAACGCCUUGAUCCUUCCUCGUAUGCUGUAGAUGAUAUACUUAAUCUUCCGAAUGGCCCGUGGCAGGUCUGCACUCUUGAAAAGAAUGAGGUCGCUGUAUGUUUUGGAUCAGUUAGCAAUAUCAACCUCGUGGCUGUAAAAGGGAAAUUGCAGGUAGUAAAGGAAAUAAAAACCAACCACAAAUGUUAUGGUAUAGCGUAUUACAAUUCUAAUAUAUAUGUAUCUGACUCACAGACGACUUUGUUCGUCUACAACAUGGCGGGGACAAAGCUAACGCAAUUCUCCGAAGAUCAGUCGGGACAAGCGUUGUUCAGAGACAUUUACCGUAUUGUUGUAAGUAAUAAUGGCGAGAGGAUUUAUGUAGCUGACACUAAUUAUGGUUUGAUAGUACUCAAUAUGGAUGGGAUGCUUCUAGGGAAACAUAACACUUCUGAACUUAAAGGCGUCCGAGAUAUUUGUGAAACAAAAGGUGGACAUGUUUUUGUAUGUGGCGAAAAAUCGAACAAUAUUAUUCAGUUUGCACCAAGUUGUGAGGUAGUUGGAGAAGUACUUUCGCGGGAAAGAGAUAAAGGUGGCUGCCAGGCGAUUUGCUUUGAUCGUCGGCGUUCAAAGUUGAUAGUUGGGCGAAGUAGCACGGAAGAAAUUGAAAUUUACGACGUAGUUUAAAACAUGAUUUCAUAAAAUAUGGCAGAAUAAGCUCUCAGCAUUUUUGACAGCUAUUUCGAGUCUACAUUUAUUUGCGAAAUAUACUGUGAUCAAAUCAAGAAAACAGCUUAAACAAAACGAAUGACAUCAACGGUUAUCAAAAUGAUAUUGCAA